This is a messenger RNA of Melampsora larici-populina 98AG31, 879 nucleotides long. RefSeq names its product endoglucanase. The record is from RefSeq and is a predicted model, not a curated record. Gene Ontology annotation, biological process: polysaccharide catabolic process. The coding region runs from base 1 to 879 and encodes 292 amino acids. The transcript is spliced from 7 exons. Gene Ontology annotation, molecular function: cellulase activity. Lineage: Eukaryota; Fungi; Basidiomycota; Pucciniomycetes; Pucciniales; Melampsoraceae.
AUGAUUCACCGCACUAGUUUACUGCUCCUCGCCGCUUUUCUCACCUUCGAUGGAACUGUCAAGGUGUCCGCAUUCCCCUUGCCACCACCGGAAAAUGCCCACCAAAUCAACCAGGAUGCCCAGAUGAGACAGACCAUGGGUCCGGUGACGGAAAACGGAUGUUCAAAAGAUAUGGAAUGGAAAGCUGGAAAGCCAUCGUUUGACAAGGAUCAGGUUGCAGAGAGGUUGACUGUCUACAACAAUGUCUGGUCGGCUCAAUCCGCGUCUGGGGAUAGCAGGCAAAGUGUGAAAUGUAACUCGUAUAAAGACGGGAAAAUAAAUUGGAGCACGUCGCUCGCCUUCACUUCCACUAACCCCAGCUUGAACAAUCAAGUCAAAUCUUACUCCAACGUUGGUUGGGCGGGUAAGCCGCUCAAGAUAUCUCUCCUAAAUACCUUCUCGUCCAGUUGGAAUUGGUCUUUUAAGGCAGCAUCAUCUGAUUUGGUUGCCGAUGUGUCCUACGACAUCUUCACGUCCCUGUCACCUACUUGCUCGGGCCAAGGAGGAGGAUGUGCUUCACAUGAGAUUAUGAUUUGGCUGGUCGCUAAAGGAGGUGCAGCACCGGCAGGCGCCAAGACAGGCAAGACCGUAUCAAUCGGAUCGAGAUUUACUUUCGAUGUCUGGAAAGGUGUCGUUGGUGGCAUUCCGGUCAUUUCUUUAGUUCCAGUCGGUGGAAAAGCGUACCACAACUUCGCCGGUGAUUUCAAGCCUCUUCUGCAGAAAGAGUUGACCCAAUUCGGACUCGAUCCGAAUGAGUUUAUCGCCACCGUAGGUAGUGGAAUUGAGCCAUUCACAGGAUCUGUUACGCUGACUUCGGAAUAUAGCUUACGACUUCUCUGA